AUGGGUGACAUGCUCAAAUGCCUCAAGUGCAACCGAUGGUCGACUGAGAAGCAUUUUGACAACCAUUGCCUUGAAUGUAUUGUUUCCCACAUUAAAACCGGUCCCUCCCAAGCAAACCAAUCAUCCCCUUCUGGUCCCUCAGCUCCUCAUACCCAAAUCCUCCCCAGCCGGAUCCACACCGCUGGCCCAGCUUACUCUGCGGCUCCACGACGUGUUUCAACUCCUCAUGAUACUGGGACUCAUGUUUUCUACCGAGGAAUCGCCAAAGAGCUCCGUGGGGUCAAAAAACGCGAGGCUUCAGCUACCCAAUCUAGCCGUGCCAGUACUUCUCGCACCCCCGAUCCCAAGCAAUCACCUGAAAAGCGGUUUGUGAAAGCCGGUGUCACAGUUUAUAUUGAUGAUCAACCACAAAAGAAGAUGGGGAUCAUUCCAAAGGUCUUGGAGGUGGACACCAAGAAGCCCAACUUCUAUGAAGACUUCCGACAUCAUCUAUGGACACUAUUUUCUGAAGAAAUCCUAGCCAAAACCGAAAUCACUUUUCCCCCUGAUCCAGAACAAUACACUUGCUUGGGAACACUCAAUUCCAAGAUUGAAAACCAUGGCACCCUCUUAGAUCUUGCCCGAACUGGAAAGACAAUCAAGAGUGCCGCAGUCAUCAAUUUAUUUUAUCAGCAUCCCAUCAAAGCCUUUCCGGAUACUGUGCUACCAACCGAGACACGUACUAACCGCAAGAGAAAAUAUAAUGCAGAUCCACCCAAGACAUCCAAAUCUGCCACAUGGGCCCUUGGUGGGAAAAUUGCAACCAAACCAGUUCGGGGACCAGCUGGCUUAUCAGCACAAGUCAACACCCUCAGCCACCCAGUGAGUCAGUCAAUCACCAUGAAGACUGAUGGAUGGGUCGUAGCGCAAAGGUUACAUUUCUAUACGAUUGAAGAACAGCCCCCACCGGAAGCCAACCAGAAGUCUUAUGUUAUCAAUGAUUACAUCCACGCUGUCACCUUCCCUUUCGACAUCAAAGUAGAUAGGAAAAAGCAUGUAGGCGAGGGUAGUAGUCGGCAAUCUUAUCCAGCUCAAGUACGCUCAUCAGAAAAUGGGCAAGAGGUCAUCAACAAAUGGGUUGCCAAGAUUCGUUAUUCUGACCCCCAACCGAAUGUAUCUAAUCAUGCCAGUGAUGCCAUCACCUAUCGGGGUUUUGGCCUGAUCCUGGCAGAAUUUAAGGACCUCAUCAGUGAAAAACUUGAUGGUCUGCUGAAGAUUAAAGGAAGUCAAAUCGAACUUGUGAGACACUGUGUUGUUGUGGUAGGGGAAAUAGAUAAACCCAAUGAAGUCUACUUUUUUGAAAGUCACCUCGAUGGAAAUUUUGUCAAAUAUUCGAGCAAUCUAAACUUCCAUGUAUCACCAAACCAGAUGGGAAUGGAUCCCGAUUACCUUUCACUCAUGAAUGCAUUGACACAUUGGUCAUACAAUCAGUCAAGAGGGCAGCGAUUGGUUUGUGAUCUUCAGGGCUUUGGUCCCAUCCUCACUGAUCCGCAAGUGGUUGAUCUGAAUGCUAACGCUUGGGCUGAGGGCAACAGUGCUGGUACAGGAAUCGAUGCAUUUUUGAAUGAACAUGUCUGUUCAACAGUUUGUAAUAUUCUGAACUUGGGUCAGGGAGGUAAGGCAGUAGAUUUGAAGUGGAAACGUCCCACUCCUCGGCAACCACUUGCAUUCAACAGGAUCCUUGCCUCAAAGAAUCGAGGAGUCUUCAGUGGCUCAGAAGCCUCUGAUGAUAGUGACUUACCGGAAAUCCUUUCGUGA
Messenger RNA from Puccinia graminis f. sp. tritici CRL 75-36-700-3, 1797 nucleotides. RefSeq names its product alphaK I22. Gene Ontology annotation, biological process: protein phosphorylation. Gene Ontology annotation, molecular function: protein serine/threonine kinase activity; ATP binding. Bases 1 to 1797 code for a protein of 598 amino acids. The transcript has 3 exons. Lineage: Eukaryota; Fungi; Basidiomycota; Pucciniomycetes; Pucciniales; Pucciniaceae. The record is from RefSeq and is a predicted model, not a curated record.